This is a messenger RNA of Macrosiphum euphorbiae (potato aphid), 2409 nucleotides long. The record is from the annotation of a GenBank genome assembly. NCBI's taxonomy places the organism in Eukaryota, Metazoa, Arthropoda, Insecta, Hemiptera, Aphididae.
AUGAUCGGCCUGUAUAUACUGAUAGCGCUGCUGCUGUGGGCGCCCAUCGCGUCGCACUCGGCAUCCGAAUUGGACUGGGUCACCGUGUGCAAUCAGCAGACGUGCCGGUGCAAAUGGGUCAGUGGCCAGAAGAUGGCCGAGUGCAUCAAUUCGAGCCUCACCAGCAUACCCAAGACCCUGAGCAACGAAGUGCAGGUGCUCGACCUGACCAACAACAAAAUACUGGAGAUAAAUAAGGACGCGUUCCGGGAGGUGGGCCUGAUCAACCUGCACAAGCUGAUCGCCCGCAAUUGUUCCAUCGAGCUGGUGGACAAAGACGCGUUCCGUGGCCUGGAGAUACUCAUCGAGCUGGACCUGUCCAACAACAACAUUCACGUGCUACACCCGACCACGUUCCGAGACCCAUUCCGGUUGCGCAAGAUCUACCUGAACCACAAUCUCAUACAGCGGCUGCGGAACGGUCUGUUCAGCAACAUGUCGUUCCUGCAGACGGUCGAGCUUAAUUCGUGCCUAAUUACGGACAUUGAGCCCAAGACAUUCUACAACAUCACCAAGUUUAAUAGCCUGGAGCUGAGCGGCAACCAGUUGGCAAACAUUAAGGCCGACGUCCUGUACUCCGUGCCGAGUCUGAUGAACUUGGGAAUCACCAACAACCCGUGGCGAUGUGACUGCAAGCUUAGGCCGUUCAUGAACUUGGUCAUGAACAAAAAUCUAUACAUCAAAACAGCGUCGUGCACCGAACCACCGAGACUGCUGAACAAGCUGUGGGGCGACAUCAAACCUGACGACUUUGCAUGCCAGCCGAUCAUCGAGUAUCCCGCUCAGAGUUCCACGUUCCAGCUGGAUGACGACGAGCUGAUGACGAUCGGUUGCAAGAUAAACGGAGAGCCUAUGCCCAGCGUCCAGUGGGUGUUCAACAACCGGCCCAUAUCGAAUUAUUCGCACGGUGAUUACAAAUUCACGGUGUACGAAAGCGUGGACAACACCAUGGCCAAGUGGAUCAACCUGACCGUGUCCCGGUCCCGGUUGAUUGGGAAGUCCGAAUUCAAAUGCAUCGCGCAGAACCCCGCCGGGUUGGAAGAGCGCAAAAUCACCGUCAUUGUUCAGGGCGGCGGUAGCAAGGGCAUCCUAGGUAGUACGGUCAGCGUGAAAGAAUCGCUGCCCAUCAUCAUCGGCCUGGUGGCUGGCAUUUUCAUCAUAAUUCUCUUGUUGAUCGUUUGCUGUCUGUGCUGUUACCGGCGCCGACCGGCAGGCAGUGGCGUGCUGUCGAAGAAAUCGCACGCCAACGGCUUUUCCAACGGCGACGUGCCCAACCAUCACAACCACGUCACAUCUCUAGUGUCCGAACCGUCUGAACAGCAAAAGAGCCUUUUGGCCGUCGUGAACCCGGUUCAAAAGCCGCCCAGGAGAUAUGAAUCGUCGCCGACUGGCACCGAAAUGACCGAACUGAAGAGGAAUUUACUGGACGAGACGUCCGUCAGUGGCGAUGCGGACGAACAAUUUUAUGGUGAGUCAGGUGACGAGCUGGCCAACAUCAUCGACAGCAGCGGCAUAAGUAACGGCGUGGGCAACGGCCGUUCUUACCGGAAGGGCACGCACCCACCCGACCUGUUGGCGUUUCCCCGGGGAAGCGGUGGCGGUGGCGGCCACAGUUCACCAGCCGGCAGCGUAGUGUCCACGGUCCCAUCGUUCCAGUCGCCGUUGCACAGUCCCAUCUACUCAGGAACGUUGCCGUACAACCGGUCCCAAUCUCCGUUCAGCUCGCGUCCCGCUCAGCCGCCCGCCGGUUACGUGACCAUACCGCGGCGGCCGCGCGUGCCCAGCUGGGCCAGCAGCACCGGCGUCGGUGGGACGUCCGCGUCCACGCCGACUGCCGGCCACGUGGACGACCCGCUGGGUGUGGGCCGGCUAUGCGAACCGGUGUACGACAACCUGGGCCCGCGGACCACGGCCGACGGCAGUUCGGUGCUGUCGCUGACCAAGGCGGUGGCCGACUCGGCGGCCGUGCAUAGGCCCAAGCCGCAGUACAGCCAGACGCUGCCGCACAAGACCAAGCUGCACGGCGGAGGCGGCGGACACCGUCCCAGAUUCACCGCCGACGACGCGCAGGACGCCCGCAGAGUACCGUCGCCGGCGCCCAGAUCGCCGGACAAGUCAUCACCGUCACAGGUUUCUGGCCUGCCGCAGCACAACGCUCUGCCGCCGAACUACUCGCCACUGGUGGAGAUGGACGCAAGGAACCGGAGCAGCUGGGCGCCAAGCCGGGUCGGCACUCCCGAGUCGGGCGUCCUCAAGCCGGCCAGCCAGACGAGCGUCAAGCGAAAGGUACCGCCCAAACCGCCGCCGAAGCCCAAAAUGAAGGGCGGCCCGUUGUUCGAAGACGAAGGCGAGGACGGCACCGAAGUCUAA